AUGGGCAGUAAAGAAAAAGACAUCCGUCACGUGGAUGUCCUAAUAGUGGGCGGUGGUCCAGUUGGUCUCGUAACCGCCUUCCAACUCGCCAAAUUUGGGCACUCGCGCUCUAUAGCUAUCAUUGAAAAGUACCCCAAAUCUUCCCAGGAUCAGUAUGGACGGGCAAUCACUCUCUAUCCCCGUUCAAGCGAGAUGCUUGACCAACUUGGUCUUGCAGACGAAUUAGCCCAGGAAUGCUUCGCAUGUAGGAGUACGGUUAGUUAUGAUAAAGAUGGGAAGGAGGUGAAAGGUAGGGGGUGGUAUUUUAUGGAAAAUAUGAAGGAUACCCAGUGGAAUUUCGCGCUUGUUUUGAGACAGAAAUAUCAAGAGGAGAUUUUCAGGAGGAGGUUGAGGCAGGAAGGCGUGUCUCUGGAGGCUCCGGUUGAGUUGGUGAGCGUUGAUGUUCAGGAGACAACGCCGGAGGACGGCUACAGAAUCACUGCCAUUGUUAAAGAUGGCGCGAGCGGAGAGACUUCAAACGUAAAAUGCAAGUAUUUGAUAGGAGCUGAUGGCGGGAAGUCGUUUGUCAGACGCGCUCUAGCAGUGCCCUUUGAUGGGAACACGACGGAAGACAAAUGGGUGAGAAUUGACGGGGUCAUUGAAACCGAUAUGCCAAAAACUCGAGUUUACGGCGCCAUCGAGUCCCCGACACAUGGAAAUGUCCUCUGGGCAGCUUUAGAUCAUGGCGGCACACGAAUCGGAUUUGCGUUCACAGCAGAACGCCAGAAAGCCUACCCCGAAUUCAACGAGGCAGCAGCAGUUGCAGAAGCCAUUGAAUCUGUAAAGCCGUUCAGUCUGAAAUUCAAGCAGGUUGACUGGUAUACGGUCUACUCAGUUGGCCAACGGAUUGCGAGAAAUUUUUUCACGAAAGAUUGCGUCUUCUUAGCUGGCGACGCUUGCCACACGCAUAGCUCAGGCGCAGCGCAAGGAAUGAACACGGGCAUGCAUGAUGCUGUGAACCUCGCCUGGAAACUUUCAAUGGUCCUGAAAGGGAUUGCGCCCCCAUCUCUGCUCCACACUUACGAAACCGAACGAUUGCCCAAUGUUCAUAAACUCAUCAACUAUGAUAAGGAUAUUUCAAGGUUGAUGACAAUGCAAUUGCCUAUCGGUUGGAAGGGAGACCCAAACGCAGACCCCAAUGAGAUCCUUGGGGUGGUUAUGGAAGAGGCAUCAACAUUCACGACUGGCCUGAGCAUUGCAUUUGAUCUCAAUACAAUCAAUGUCAAAGGGUCGUUUGUGUCCAACUGUGAUCCUGCUCCUGUGAGUCCAGGUCAAAGAGGCCCCGACGUCCAGUUGCAGAAGCCAGGGACAAACGAGGCAACAAGACUGCACAAGGAAACACCCAACAUAGCAAGAUUCCACAUUGUUGUCUUCUCUGGAGAGCCAGAAUACACUUCGUCGAAUCUGAAAGAUUUCUCCGCAGCUGUAGAGACUUCGAAAGUUUUCUCCAACGCCGCCUUGCCCAUAUCUUGGCUCACGAUACCAGCAAAGGGCGGCCCGUCAGCGUUUGAAAUUCUUGGAGUAAUGCCACUUGGCAAGGUGUUCUAUGAUCAAAAACAUACAGCUCAUGAAAGGUACGGGGUUGACAUAAAAGAAGGGGCAGUUGUGGUUUUGAGACCAGAUGGAUGGAUUGCAACGGCUACGGCGUUGCGAGCUGGGGCGGUGAAGGAGUUGGAAAGCUACUUCGGCAUGUGCUUAGAAUUCUAGAGCAAGGCGUCAGUCAUCAUCAAUCCUAUUAGAUUCUUG
Messenger RNA from Amorphotheca resinae ATCC 22711, 1785 nucleotides. RefSeq lists its product as hypothetical. The transcript has 2 exons. The record is from RefSeq and is a predicted model, not a curated record. Gene Ontology annotation, molecular function: FAD binding. Bases 1 to 1746 code for a protein of 581 amino acids. Lineage: Eukaryota; Fungi; Ascomycota; Leotiomycetes; Helotiales; Amorphothecaceae.